AUUUAAAGAAGACCGGAGACGUACUCGACACCGAGAGAGAGCAAUUCAUUGAGGAUGGCAUGAUGGGUGGGACCACGACACAACAGUAACCAGAUAUUUAUAUGCGAACUGAAACUAUUCCAAGGAAAAAAAACUCAAAGUCAUUACUGAGAGCAGAAAUGGAGAAGAGAGGAUUUCAGCAGGAUAAUAUCUCUUGUUCCUUCUGCUUGGAGAUACUGAAGGAUCCAGUGACUAUUCCCUGUGGACACAGCUACUGUAGGAACUGUAUUAACUACCACUGGGAUAGAGAAGAUCAGAGGAGAAAAUACAGCUGCCCUGAAUGCAGGAAAGAGUUCAUACCAAGACCUGCCCUGGUGAAGAACAUCACAUUAGCAAAGAUGGUGAUGGAUCUAAAGAAGACUGAACAUAAAGCUGCUCCACCUAUUGACUGCUAUGUUGAACCUGAAAAUGUGGCCUGUGAUGUCUGUACUGGGAGGAAGAGAAAAGCUGUCAAGUCCUGUUUAUCAUGUCCAGCUUCUUACUGUGAGAAUCACCUCCAACCUCACCAUGAUGCUCCACCAUUGAAGAAACACAAGCUGGUGAAUCCAUCCAAGAAUCUCCAGAACAACAUCUGCUCUCGUCAUGAUGAGGUGAUGAAGAUCUUCUGUCGUACUGAUCAGCAGAGUAUCUGUUAUCUCUGCACUAUGGAUGAACAUAAAGGCCAUGAAACAGUCCCAGCUGCAGCAGAAAUGGAUGAGAAGCAGAAGAAGCUCCAGGAGAGUCGACAACAAAUCCUUCAGAGAAUCCAGGACCAAGAGAAAGAUGUGAAUCUGCUUCAACAGAAGGUGGAGGCCAUCAAUGUCUCUGCUGAUAAAGCAGUGGAGGACAGUGAGAAGAUCUUCACUGAGCUGAUCCGUCUCCUCCAGGAAAGAAGCUCUGAUGUGAAGCAGCAGAUCAGAUCCCAGCAGGAAACUGAAGUGAGUCGAGUCAAAGAUGUUCAGGAGAAGCUGCAGCAGGAGAUCACUGAGCUGAAGAGGAAAAACGCUGAGCUGGAGCAGCUCUCACACACAGAGGAUCACACCCAGUUUCUCCUCAACUACCCCUCACUGCCAGCACUCAGUGAGUCUACAGGAUCAUCCAGGAUCAACAUCCGUCCUCUGAGACACUUUGAGGACGUGACAGCAGCUGUGUCAGAGCUCAGAGACAAGCUACAGAAAAUUUUGAAAGACACAUGGAGAAGAAUUUCACUGAGAGUCACAAUGAUGAUCGUUGCAUUGCCAGAACCAAAGAUCAGAGUUGAGUUCUUCAGGUGUUCACAAAAAAUCACUCUGGAUGCAAAUUCAGCAAAUAGAUUACUGUUAUUAUCUGAGGGUAAUAGAAAAGUAACAAGAAUGAACCAACAGCAGUUUUAUCCUGAUCAUCCACACAGAUUCACUGUUUGGCCUCAGAUCCUGAGUACAGAGAAUCUGCCUGGACGUUGUUACUGGGAGGUGGAUUGGAGCGGAGGAAGCGUUAAUAUCGCAGUAUCAUACAAGAACAUCAGCAGAUCAGGACGCUCAGAUGGAUGUUCAUUUGGAUUCAAUGACAAAUCUUGGUCACUGCGCUGUAACAGAAAUAGUUGUACAUUUUGGCACAACAAAAGUCAAACUCCAGUACCAGGUCCAGUUUCCUCCCGAGUCGGAGUGUAUCUGGACCACAGAGCAGGUAUUCUGCGUUUCUACAACGUCUCUGGAACCAUCAGUCUCCUCCACAGAGUCCAGACCAGAUUCAUUCAGCCUCUGCAUGCUGGGAUUAGACUUUCUGAAGGAUCAUCUGCUGAGUUUGUUAAACCUAAAUAGUCAGCAGUGACAUGAUGACCAAUUAGUUCAAAUGUGUGUUUUAGUUUAAGUCUUUCAGUCUCCAUCGUUGUUGUCAUUUCUUCACUUCUCAGACAUCAGCUGUUGUUACGGAGCUACUUUGUCAUGUUGACAUCCAUUCAUUUUUAGAAACUGCCCCAGGGCAAUUGUGGCUACAAUCCAGUCAUUUGACGCCACCUGUUUGUGAGAGAUUGAAUGUAAUGUUUUCCAGAUUUGAUAAGGUCAAAGUUAAAUGGACAAAAAAGGCCAUUUAACUUUUUUGUCCAGGCCUGUUUCAUUAAUUUGCUUGUUAAGAUGAUUUUGUUGAACCACAUUUCAAAAGCAAUGUCUGAUUUUCAUUGGUUAA
Molecule: messenger RNA, 2181 nt
Organism: Poeciliopsis prolifica (blackstripe livebearer)
Lineage: Eukaryota; Metazoa; Chordata; Actinopteri; Cyprinodontiformes; Poeciliidae
Product: tripartite motif-containing protein 16-like
Exons: 2
Coding region: 102-1817 (571 amino acids)
Molecular function (GO): protein binding; zinc ion binding
Source: RefSeq, a predicted model, not a curated record